Messenger RNA from Tetranychus urticae (two-spotted spider mite), 1747 nucleotides. The record is from RefSeq and is a predicted model, not a curated record. Lineage: Eukaryota; Metazoa; Arthropoda; Arachnida; Trombidiformes; Tetranychidae.
AAUUUAAAUGAGAUAAAAUGAGUAUUUCCCACUGAUUAAUUUUCAACGGACUUUUUCCUGUUGCUUGUCUAAAAUGUUAAAUAUGCUUAAAAAUUGGCGAAACCAUAGUCGCCUACUCUUUAAUCAGUUUUUAUUUGCUCGAGGGCUAAAAAGAUUAGUGAAAUAUGACUAGUGAAGUGAUUAGUGACACACAUUUCUUGCGUUCCUCUGCAUAAAUAGAUCAACAAAACAUGGUUUGGCUGUCAUUUUACUUCAGUGUUUUCUUCUGUCAAACUCAUCAUGCUCGUUGUAACCAGAAUUGGAGGUGGACUCAAACGAGUCAAUCAUGCUGCUGUCGCUGUUGACGAACUCAUCUACUCUUUCGGUGGAUUCGCUUUUACCGAGGACAAUAUCUCUAUGCGACCUAUCGAUGUGCAUACACUCAACAUGAACACAUUAAGAUGGGAACAGAUCAGCUACUCUGAUGGAGGUAAGUUGUUUGAUUAUUUUGCAUACCAUUUUAUUAACUUUAAUAUUAACUUGAUGUUUACUUUUUUGCUUUUUACAGGAGAUCCUACAAAUGUUCCGUUUAUAAGAUAUGGUCAUUCUGUUGUUGCACAAGACGACAUUAUUUAUCUGUGGGGUGGUCGAAGGGAUAGAGUGCAGUGUAAUAAGAUGUUCACGUUUGAUACAAACACGCGACAGUGGUCAGCACCUAAAGUUAAAGGAACAAUUCCUAGAGCUCGAGGUGGUCACGCUGCUUGCAUUUGUGCAGGACAUAUGUAUAUCCUAGGAGGUUAUGAGGAAGCCACCAAAAAAUAUUGUGACACGGUUUUCCGUUUUGAACUGAAAACUUUUACAUGGCAAGCCGUAUAUCAACUGACUUCUGGAUUGCUCAAAAAAGUUUACAUGUCAUGUGUGGCAAUUGACAAUAAAAUCUACCUUUUUGGUGGCCGCUCAUACUCGUGCCCGUUUCGUGACAGUGAUAUUAUGGAACUAGACACCGAGAAGAUGACCUUAUCUACACCAAAAGUUUCAGGAUACAAGCCGUGUUGUAGAAGGAGCCAUUCAGCUGUAGUAAUUGACAACAAAAUGGUGGUCUUUGGUGGUUACAAUGACAUUACCGAUGAAUAUCACAACGACUUUAAUGUCUUUGAUCCUAAAACCUAUUCAUGGACCCCUUUAAAUACUAUCGGACAGGAGCCUCCCCGUGCUCGACGGGGAAAUUGUUGUGUUGCUGUAAACUCGUUUCUCUACCUUUUCGGAGGAAGUAGCCCAGAGCCAAAAACCAGAGAAGACCAAGCAGCUUCGUUAAUGGAGCUGGAUGAUCUAUUCGUUAUUGAUACGAACAGAAGCUUGCGCUCUAUGUCAUUACAAGUUGUAUUAAAAAAUGAUUUAGACACUAGAAGACUUCCUCCUACUCUAAGACGAGAGGUUGAAAGCUAUCGUACUGAUAACAAACUCCAAUGUACCCAGCUCAAUGCUCAAUAAACGUAUAAUAAUAAUUAUAAAUAAUAACACGCAACUGAUAGUUGUUGUAACACAUUCAAUAUUUCGUUCAAUUUUGUGAGACAAUUGGCCAUAGUUUUAGGUUAUUAUUGUAUGGUUGAUAAUCAGAGUUACUUUUAAAUCAAUCAAUUAUUAAUUUCGUAUUUUGAGUACGGAUGAGAGCUUGAAGUCAAUGGUAACAAAAAAAUUUAAUUGAUUUAAUAAUGCAACAAGCUCGAAUUUUCGUUUAGAUGAGAAACAAUAAUUUCAUCGUAAUAUA